Molecule: messenger RNA, 2972 nt
Organism: Dendroctonus ponderosae (mountain pine beetle)
Lineage: Eukaryota; Metazoa; Arthropoda; Insecta; Coleoptera; Curculionidae
Exons: 12
Coding region: 57-2777 (906 amino acids)
Biological process (GO): protein processing
Cellular component (GO): plasma membrane
Molecular function (GO): metalloendopeptidase activity
Source: RefSeq, a predicted model, not a curated record
GAAUUUCAGUAUUGAAGACCUCAGUCAGUGGUGAUUAGUUGAAUCGUGGUGGCAAAAUGUGGAAGAAAAAUAGGCCAGCUGAACGCCCGCAAGUCUUUUGUAUUGCGAUUCGAAAAAGAUCAAAUUCUCUUCCAGAUCCGUCAGGAUGGGCUAAUGUGCUGCCUCCGGACAAAUCCGACCUGCUGAGAAGGGAAGAAGAUGAAAAGACCAGCAGUGAGAGCUCAUCUGGUGAAGCCCGUGGCAUUCAAGUAGAAUUUUUAAAGCAUGAGAAUGUUGCCAGCGAAAUGAUGCGGUCCAAUGCGGAGGAGUACUUCUUAAGCAGGGGACUCGUAAACCGUCCGAGGUCAAGCUUGCAUACGCCUGAAAGUGGCCCCAGUUCCAGACCCGAGACAUCGCCGCAGCCACCACGGCGUAACUCAAUUCCAAGGGUCUUAAGGACAGGAAGUGUAUCUCCACCGGCAGAAGAGAUCCAGCCUGGCGCUUCCAGAGUGUCACUUCAAUCGGGGCCUCAUGCGCGUAAAAACCUUAUCGCAUUCGCUUUUGGGUAUCCUACAGAUUCGCAUUGGAUAGGCAGCGGCGCAGCCCCACAGGCAGCCAGGACUGAGCAGUCACAUGAAUCUAGACAAGAGUGUUGCUGCUGGAAUAGGCCGAAAUAUAUGAGCAACGUUUGCGUUACUGCGACUGUCGUAAUACUUUUCAUGGCCACAGUUUGUUGCAUUUCUUUAUAUCUACGGUUCAUUGCCCAACCGGUUGUGAUCACUACUAUCGACUACCACGAACAAAACUCAAUUAUAACACCGACAUAUUUUGCGAACAUCAACACCACUGAGAAUCCUUGUGAAAACUUCCACCUCUUCGCUUGCCGAAGUAAAAGGAACCGUUGGAUCAACGGGGAUUUAAAAAAACCGUUUCAGAAGCAUAUAGAAACAUUAAUUAGCAGGUCCAUAAAAACCAUUCUCACCAUGGACUUUAAUAAACAUGGACUUCCAAUAUCAGCUAGUCACAAGAACUUACAAGCGUUUUACAAAGCUUGUAGAGUCGUUCAUGAGAGGAAUCCCACCGGUAUUGAGAAGGAAAAGAGUCCUCCCAAGUAUUGGCAAAUGGCUGACCCUGUAACGGGAUGGGAGGCUGCGGGCACUCGAAAGGGUAACUGGGAUGUGAUCACUUUGAAUGCGAUUGAAAACGGAUUCUAUCCGUUCGUUUUUGUCAAUUUAACCACCGUUACGUCGGAAAACGGAGAAAUAAAAUUUAAGGUUGAACCGUCACAGGUCUUCAACCGGUAUGCAAGUGUCUGGAUGAACAUUAAACCCCUAAUGGGUAGUGUUUCGAAUUUAAGUUUGGAGCAACGGCCCGGACUGGAAUCAGUACCUCUUUAUAAGAGUGUCCCAAUGUUUGUCAAAAGCUUGGAAGAAAUGAACUUUCAAAAUUUCCAAAACAUCACGGACUACUAUGUGACCACAGAGGUUCAACAAUCCGUUGAUACAAAACUUCUAAAUCUGCUACGAAAACUGACAAAUAAUGCAACUCUGAAUUCAUGGAAUGUCUUAGAAUUUAAGAAGAUGGUUAAAUAUCUCGUCGUAUUUCAACGGAACCUUAGCCGAAUGGAUGCAGCAAUUUGGUUAACAUAUACCAACAUCAUUAUGUUCCUGAAUGAUUGCCGCUAUUUGCGAACAGACCAGCGGCAGUUGUGCUCUGAGUACCUUGUCGGAGAUUCUUUGCUGAAAAUGAUUGAUUAUGAGGAAUAUUGCGUCCAAGCAACAGUGCAAAGUCCUUGGUUCACUGGCGCCGCAGUAGCCAAUUACAUAGAGUACGCAAAAUUGGAAGUCGGUUUCGAUUCGAAGUUCUCUACCGCGAUGAACGUAUUCCGGAACGUCAAUAUGACAAUGACACAAUGGUUUCAAGGCGAUUCAUGGCUUUCUGAGAUCUACAAAAAAGGUGCCAAGCAACACUUGGGGGACUUGAAAAUAUCUCUUGCAUGGAGGGACCACAAAUUCAGCAUCGAUUCGUUUGAAGCCAUUCAUGAAAGCCACACGGUGCAAUUGUCCAAUGAGACGUUAUUCGACAUGGUCCAUAAGGUACGCAGGCAAUUCCUGAUCGACGAAUUCAACCGAACUAAAUUGGUUCAGCAGAGAUCUCAACCCGCGUUGAGUAUCCCGGAGAUAAGCGGCUAUGUAGAAUAUGAUAGGAAGACCCACACCAUAGUUCUAGGAUAUUCGGCGAUAGAAGUACAGCGCUAUAAUCAACUUGAAUAUCCCUCGCUGUACGGAUCGCUGGGCGAAUGGAUAGCGAGUGCUAUGGAACAAGUUUUCGAUUUUCCAGAAUUGAAAAAUGCCACUUGCAUCUAUCCUCAUUCGUUUUGGAAGUACAAUUUCCUACUAUACUCAUCCGAGUACGUCAAAUGUCUAAAGAGGCAAUAUGAAGACUACAAUAAGAUUUUUGGUAUUAGUGAUGCACCGUUGGAUAUGAUUGACUUAGAGACUAAUUUACCAGCGAUAAUUGGAUCAGAUAUUGCCUUUCGGGCUUACCUUAAUUUACCUAAGCAGGAUUAUAAAAAAGUUUAUCGUAUAGAAGUUGAUGUGAGCUUAACCGGCAGCCAGGUAUAUUGGCUGACGUCCAUGGUGUUCCGAUGCGGUCCAAACCGAUUGAGUCCAAGUUUCUUAACAAUGGCACCGUUCUACACGUCCCAAAGAUUUAGCAGUGCUUUCCACUGCAAUGAAAGCGAUAAAAUGGUUUCAGAUACAAAGUGCAUUUUUGCAUUUCCCGAAACGUUUCUUUAAAAUUAUUUCUUAUGUUCGUUUAAAAUUGGCUAUGUUUGUUUCCAGUGUUAAUAAUUUUAUCGAGAGAUACAAUUUAAUUUAAAAAAAAAACUUUUUUAAAAUUAGAUCUAAAAUACUUUUUAAGUAACGCACCACAUACAUUGUUGUGUAUGGUUUUGCGAAUUAGUGAAAUAUAUUAUAUACUAUUCAAUUGAA